GUUGAAGAAAGGAGACGGUCAUUUGGUAAAAGCACUGCGUUAGUCUUCACCGGUAAACGCCAUCCCGAGACACGGGUAAAGUAGCAAAAUCCUCGCCGACCCAAAAAUAAGUUCUUGCAUGAACAUAGGAAUUUAGGGUUUAACAAAGCUUUUAUGUUCAAAAAUGGAGUCGAUUCGUAGCAUCUUGUUGUGUGUUUUUGUAAUUCUUAUAGUCAAAGACUCGGAAUCAACGCCGCCUCAAGCUUACAGAAGAGAUCCGGGUCAUCCUCAAUGGCACCACAGUGCUUUUCAAGACGUUAAAGAUAGUGUCCGAUCAGAUGUUCAUAGUAUGCUCCAUUCUCGCGCCGAGGUUCCCUUCCAAGUCCCACUUGAAGUGAAUGUAGUCCUGAUUGGUUUCAGUGGAGAUGGAGGUUAUAGAUAUACAAUGGAUUCACAAAAACUGGAAGAGUUUCUGCGAGUGGGCUUUCCAUCUCACAGGCCCUCAUGUCUAGAGACUGGCGAACCCCUUGAUAUUGAGCAUCACAUGGUGUUCAAUGCAUUUCCAGCUGCACAGCCAGAACUGAUAGCACUUGAAAAAGCUCUGAAAGCUGCCAUGGUUCCUGCUGGAACUGCCAGAGAGGCUGAUUUUGGAAGGGAAGUUCCGGCAUUUGAGGUAGACGCAUCAGUUGUGGAGUCAGAAUUUCAGAAGCUUUACGCCUACUUGUUCGACUUUGAGAAUAUGGGAUAUACUGCUGAAGAGAAUGACAGACCUAUGCCAACUGCAAUAUUUAUUGUGAAUUUUGACAAAGUUAGAAUGGAUCCUAGGAAUAAAGAUGUUGAUCUUGAUAGUUUAAUGUAUGAAAAACCUAAUCAGUUAACCGAAGAAGAUUUUAAGAAACAAGAGGGAGGCUACGUAUAUCGGUAUCAUUAUGCUGGAGGGGGUGCAUCUCAAAUAUGGCUUGGGUCUGGCAGGUUUGUUGUAAUUGACAUCUCAGCAGGGCCAUGUACAUACGGAAAAAUUGAAACUGAAGAAGGAAGCGUUAGUUCAAAGACUCUUCCACGCUUGCGGAAUGCGAUGUUUUCUCAAGGCUCAAUUGCUGCUAAGGAUCAUUCUACCACCCAUGAGAACUUUAUUGGCCAGAUUGCUGCUUUGAUUGGCACAACAGUUCAGCAUGUUAUUGCUCCAGAUGUCAGGUUUGAAACUGUAGAUCUUGCAACAAGGUUGCUUAUACCAAUAAUCGUGCUACAAAAUCAUAACCGUUAUAAUAUCAUGGAGAAAGGCAAGAACUACAGUAUAGAUAUUGAAGCCAUUAAGACCGAGGUUAAGAAGAUAGUACACAAAGGAGAAGAAGUAGUGAUUGUGGGUGGUUCACAUUCAUUACAUCUCCAUGAGAAGUUGGCAAUCGCUGUUUCAAAAGCUAUGCGUGGUCAUUCUCUGCAGGAAACAAAGAAGGACGGACGUUUCCAUGUGCAUACAAAGACAUAUCUGGAUGGUGCAAUCCUUAAAGAGGAAAUGGAACGAUCUGCUGAUGUACUAGCCGCUGGUUUACUUGAGGUCUCCGAGCCAUCCCUUUCUGAUAAAUUUUUCCUCCGUCAGCACUGGAUGGAUGACACAGAUGGUGGCAGUGAUUCCAUUUUAAAGCAUAAACCUAUUUGGGCUUAUAACCCUAAAUCUCGAAGGAAGAAAACUAAGACAGUGCAAAAGAGACAAGGGGACCUGCAUCGUACUUACGGAACAAGGGUCGUUCCUGUCUUUGUUCUGUCAUUAGCUGAUGUGGAUCCGCACCUAAUGAUGGACGAUGAAAGCCUUCUGUGGACAAGUAAUGAUGUUGUUAUUGUACUUCAGCAUCAAGGUGAAAAGAUACCUUUAAGUUAUGUCUCAGAAACAGAAAGAAGGCAUGUUGUGCCAUCACAAGUGCAACGUCAUAUAGUGGCUGGACUAGCUGCUGUAGUGGGUGGACUAAGUGCACCAUAUGAGAAAGCUUCUCAUAUUCAUGAAAGACCUGUUAUGAAUUGGCUUUUGGCAGCUGGCUGUCAUCCAUUUGGACCAUUUUCUAAUGCUUCCCGGAUCAGUCAAUUGCUACAAGAUGUUGCAUUGAGAAACACAAUAUAUGCACGUGUAGAUUCUGCUCUUCAUAGGAUUCGAGAGACAUCAGAGUCCGUCCAAGCUUUUGCCGGAGAAUAUCUGAAAACCCCUCUUGGUGAACCAGUGAAGGGCAAAAAGAACAAAACAACCACUGAGCUAUGGUUAGAGAAGUUCUAUAAAAAAGAAACAAACUUGCCUGAGCCUUUUCCGCAUGAACUAGUCGAGCGGCUCGAGAAGUAUUUGGAUGGUCUGGAGGAACAGCUUUUAGACUUAUCUUCACUGUUAUACGAUCAUCGUCUACAAGAUGCAAAUGUGAACAGCUCCGAGAUUCUUCAAAGCUCCAUUUUCACACAGCAGUAUGUGGAGCAUGUACUUGAGUAUGAGAAGGAAAAAAUGAAAUGCUGUGACAUAAAGUACAAGUCGCCAACACAGUCGUCAUCGCAGAGUCUGGUAUAUGCUGGGAUUCUAAUAGCAGGUGUCUUUGUUUAUUUUCUUGUUAUUUUCUUCUCGUCUCCUGUUAGGUAAAGUGCACAACUUUUUCAUCAAUUUGUAAAAUGAAUGUUUCUUCUCUCGCUUUUGGGCUAGACAGCGAGACAUAAUUUGGUUAGCACUAACAGCGAGUCUGAAGCCCACAACCAAAAAACGAAGUUGUAAGACUUGAGAAUAGAAAUGAAAAUAAUUCCUUUUUGUGGUCAAA
This is a messenger RNA of Cynara cardunculus var. scolymus (artichoke), 2762 nucleotides long. RefSeq lists its product as uncharacterized. The transcript is spliced from 16 exons. The record is from RefSeq and is a predicted model, not a curated record. The coding region runs from base 164 to 2590 and encodes 808 amino acids. NCBI's taxonomy places the organism in Eukaryota, Viridiplantae, Streptophyta, Magnoliopsida, Asterales, Asteraceae.